AGUAUUCCUGACGCUUUGAUUUCCUGGAUACCAGAAACAGUUCAGAGGUUUUCUUUCAUUUGAUCUUUACCUAAAAUAUCCAUCUCUAAAGGAAAUCAUGGUGUGUUUUUCAGUCAGCCGGCUGUUUCCCUUAUGCUGCUCAGCCUCUUGACUUCCAGGAGUCACACACCAUCUGUGUUUGACAGGACACACUCUUAAAUCUGGACGGACAAAGGGCAGCUUGGCAAGUAUUACACCUCUACUGCACAUAUGAUUACUCAUUUAUUGCUUCUGUCUUAAUAAUAUGUUCAAAAUCCAUGUAAAAAUGUUAAUUUUCUUUGUCUAAAUGUUUAAAAACGUGACUAUAGAACUGCAUGGUCCUACACUGCAAACUUCUUAUUAGGUUUCAUAUUCAGUCAUGUUUUUUAUUACUGAAUGCAGAUGCCCAUAGAUCAAGGACAGUCCCGACUUAUCAGCAGCAGAUAUACUCAGAUAAAGCACUUGCUGUAGUAUUUGAUAAUAAGUGAAACAUGUCUCUCUUUUUAUCAUGACCUAUAGUUUCCUAUAUUUAUUACCAGAAUAUGCCUGCAGAGGGCGCCAGAGCUAAGUGUUUUUCAGUUUUAGGUUUUUACUUUCUUGUUGACUUAAUUAUAAGAAAAUGCAAACAUAGAUUUAAUACCAAUUUGGUAUUAUUACAGAAAAUAAGCUUAGUGGCAGACAAACAUUUCUGAUACUCACACGUUUUGUAGAGUAUGAAAAUAUGUGCCAAAUGUCACUGAAAAGAACACAAAACAACUACGAAUGACUAAAGAUGACAACAAAGAUUCAACACGAUUAAUAAGUGGGUGCAAAACGACUUCAAAACACACAGAUACAAAUAAAUGACUACAGACGAUCUUAAACAACCACAUAGAAACAUAUAAUAUAUAGUUAUUUUAUUGUUUCAGUGCUUCCUUCUGUCGCCUCCUCAGUUUUUAAAAUGUGGCUCCUAGUUGCUUCCGCCCCCCUGCUUCCUGCCAUCUUCAUGGUAUCCAGGCGAUAUCGAGUCAAAGUUUCCGCGCUGUGCCAUCGAACCCUGGCCUGGGCUUUGAGGCUGCUGCGAGGCAGAGUGUGUGUGAAGAGCACCCACGCCUUCGUGUUCUCCAGAUGCACCCAUGGCAAAGCUGACAGCGUCUUGCAGACCUAUGACCUCUACGCCGACACACACCCCUCCCUCUGCAUCAGCCCACACAUGAGCGAGGUGUUGGAUGAGGUGGUGAUGAGAGUCCGUCCCCCCCUGGUGUUGGAGCUGGGAAUGCACUGUGGUUACAGCUCUGUCCGCCUCCUGCGUCUGCUGCCCCCUGCUGGCAGGCUGAUCACAGUGGAGCUGGACCCCCUCACUGCAGAGCUGGGGGAGGAAAUCGUACUGGUGUCUGGAUUCAAACACUUCCAGUUCCAGGUGUUGACUUCUAGCUCAGCUGAGGCCAUCCCGACUUUGCCAUCUUUACUCACUGAUCUUGAUAAAGGGACCUGUGAGGGCUUCAGUCUGGUGCUGAUGGACCACGACCCCCAGCAGUUCCUUCCUGACCUGCUGUCUCUGGAGAGAGAGGAGCUCCUCCGCCCCUCCGGCUGCUCCAUCAUCCUGAUCGACAGGAAGCAAAGAGCCGGAAAUCUCACAGAAAUCCUGGAUCACAUCGGAGCGAGGCCCGACUGCUACUGCAUUAAAUCAGAGCGCCAGGGUGUGACGGAGAUCUUCUACCAGAAGGGAAGCACAGGGUUAGAUAGGUGAUACAAAAUGUAAAGAUGUCAGGGUGUUCUUUUGGUUUGUGUGGACUAGAUCAACAAACAGUGUUAACAUGUAUUAUAUUACUUUAAAAAGUUAGAAAUACAGGUACAAAAAUAAAUUAUUUUCUAGAAUUUG
Messenger RNA from Eleginops maclovinus (Patagonian blennie), 1879 nucleotides. Its product is annotated as transmembrane O-methyltransferase homolog. The transcript has 3 exons. NCBI's taxonomy places the organism in Eukaryota, Metazoa, Chordata, Actinopteri, Perciformes, Eleginopidae. The coding region runs from base 959 to 1747 and encodes 262 amino acids. Gene Ontology annotation, biological process: developmental process; dopamine metabolic process; catecholamine catabolic process. The record is from RefSeq and is a predicted model, not a curated record. Gene Ontology annotation, molecular function: catechol O-methyltransferase activity.